GUCCGGUCACAGCCCUGCCGGAGGAAGGCUGAGCUUUUAAAGGACACUCUGCUGCAGUGCAGUCACUUCAGCUGAACCGUCCAGAGAAACCGAGACACUGUGGACAGUCCAGCAACCAUGGGCUACUUCUGGCUCUUCUCUGCUGAAACCUGGGCUCUCCUGAUGCUGUUAAUAAGCCUUUUGGUUCUGUAUGGAUAUUGGCCCUACAGUUUCUUCAAAAAGUUAGGAAUUCCUGGACCCAAACCUCUCCCCCUGUUUGGAAACAUGUUUGAGAACAGCAAGGGUUUCCAUGCGUUUGAUAUGGAGUGUUUUGAGAAGUAUGGCAGGAUUUGGGGGAUAUAUGAUGUACGAGAGCCUCUACUUUGUGUUACGGACAGAACCAUCAUUAAAUCAGUGGUCGUUAAAGAAUGUUUCUCGCUCUUCACCAACAGACGGAGUUUCGGUCUAUUUGGUGAACUGUACGACACCCUGUUUCUGACCAAAGACGAGGACUGGAAGAGAAUCCGGAGUGCUCUGACUCCCUUUUUCACCAGAGCACGACUGAAGGAGACAUUUGGCAUCAUGAAGACACAUUCAGAAACCUUAAUUAGAAACCUGGAGAGAGCAGUGAAGCAAAAGAGCGGAAUAGACGUUAAAGACUUUGUUGGAGCGUACACUAUGGAUGUGAUAACCGGCUCAGCCUUCAGCAUUGACAUUGAUUCUCUGCACAACCCCAAUGAUCCAGUUGUGAGCAACGUGAAGAAGAUGGUAGAACUUGAAUCUUUCAGGCCAGUCUUCCUCAUUGCAGCGUUGUUCCCCUUCACCAUCCCCCUGAUGGAGAAAAUGAGUAUUACUAUGUUCCCCACAUCUGCGCUUGAUUUUUUCUUUGCCUUCACGCGGAAGAUCAAGGCUGACCGAGUGGCCAAAGACCACAAGAGGAGAGUGGACUUUCUGCAGGUAAUGGUGGAUUCUCAAACACCAGAGAAAAUUGAAGCCAAACAAGAUCUGAAUGAUCAUGAGGUUUUAUGUCAGGCCGUCUCCCUCAUCUUUGGUGGUUAUGAGACGAGUAGCAACACGCUGACCUUCUUCUUCUACAACAUGGCCACCAACCCAGAAACGAUGAAGAAACUUCAGGAAGAGAUCGACCAGACCUUCCCAGAUAAGGCUCCACUUCAAUACGAUGCAGUGAUAAAUAUGGAAUAUUUGGAUGCUGCCCUGAAUGAAUCGAUGAGGUUGUACCCCGUUAUGCCACGGAUUGACAGAGUUGCCAAGAAAACCGUCGAGAUUAACGGCCUCAUUAUACCCAAAGGAACCGACGUCAUGAUCCCCAUAUAUCCCCUCCACAGAGACCCUGAAUACUGGCCUGACCCGGAUACCUUCAACCCUGAGAGGUUCACUAAGGAGAACAAGGGGAGUAUGGACCCCUAUGUGUUCAUGCCUUUUGGUGGCGGACCCAGAGGCUGUGUCGGAAUGAGGUUUGCUCUUGUGUUCGUUAAGCUGGCCAUCGUAGAGGUACUGAGGAGAUUUGAUGUCAACAUGUGUGAAGACACAAAGGUUCCGUUGGAGAUGGGUGUCGGUAAUUUCCUGGUUCCAAAAGACCCCGUCAUACUCAAAUUCGCCCCUCGAGCUAACUCCAGAUCAGACGACGUCGGCAACAACUGCUCUAAAUCACAAUGAGAUGUGACUAACAUAGCAGUUCUGUUCUGUUGAUUUUUGAGUAGUUAUUGAUGGACACUACUGUCCCUCUGUGCAAUGUGGAGAUGAUGAUGUAGAGGAGCUACUCAAGGUGGGAAAAUCUAGAGAGCAUAAACAGCUGAACUGAAAGUUAGUUGGCUGGCAAACAUCAGUGUUCUUCUCAAAGACACAGGAUACAAAGAAAAAACUAAAUCAAACAUAAUAAUUCAUACAUAACAAUAAUUGUUUCUUUAAAAUCAGUGAUGGUUCCACAAAAUGGUCGCGUUGCAACCUUAUGUUUUCAUUUACAAAAUCUGCCAAAAUCUUCCCUGCUAAAGAAAUCUUCAUAGAUCACCAGUAAAACCAGCAAAAGCUUUGUUUUGGAUGCUGUUUUGUUGGUCAACCACCAUGACCUUGCUGGGUCACCACCAAGAUCAGAACUAGACCACCAUAAACCAGCAUGAAAUUCAUGCUAGUCUGGGUUGAUCUUGGUAUAAUCAGCUCACUGAAAAUGUGGCUACUAUUGCUUCACUUAUUGCUGUAAUUUUUUUUCCAGAUUACUCUGGAUUGUACAUAGAAAUCCUAGAGACACUAACAGACCAGGCAGUGGCAAAUAAUAGUAAUACUAUAUCAUUCUAUUUAUAUAUCACCGUUUUCAUGACAACAUCAGCUCAAGGUGCUCACGCCUGUACUCUGCUCUGCCUUCCCGCCAACUGGAAGUUCUGCUCGGAAUACCGAUUGAAUGUGGCUGCUUAACCGUUGUGAUCCUGCACUGCACAACAACUGAGUGAGUGUGGCUGCUUCCACUGUUGCUGUUUAUAUGUACUCUCCUAUUCUAUGAUGCUUUCAUUACUUGCCUUGACGUUGCUGUUAAGUCCUCCUGGCCUUGUGCACAGUCUGUACUGCUCAGCGCCUCCUUACUGUCCUCAGCUCUUAUCCUAUACGGCUAAUGAACUGCGCAAAUUGAACAAUAUCUACCACCUCCCUAAAGCCACUGCUGUUUCUGCCAGUAGAGCUGGAAUACUACGCCGUCGCCACUAUGUCCACCGUGGCUCAGGACAACACCGCAACAGAACUAUCCACCGCUCUGAUGGCACUAAUAUACCCUCACUCUGGUCCACAUCUCGCCCAUUGGUACUCUCUAACCUGCGGAACUUGCGCCGUCUCCCUCCCACUUCUCCUGGUACCACUUUCGGGUUGCUGAACGUUCGCUCCCUGUCCAACAAAUCAUCAGUGCUGCAGGAGCUUAUACUGGACAGCUGUAUUGACAUACUUUUCCUAACUGAAACCUGGCAACAAGCCGGUGAUUUCUAUGCUCUUAAUCAGGCGACCCCACCUCAUUUCAAAUAUAUCUGCAAACCUCGUUCGUCUGGAAGAGGAGGUGGUCUAGCUGUGAUUUUCAAUACUAAAGUCAACAUCACAGAAGUUUACUUUACAGCUCCCACUUCUUUUGAAUAUAUUGCUCUUAAAUGACCUGGCUCUGUUAUUACACUGUUACUUCACUGUCCCCCAAAACCUAAUGGUUCAUUCCUUUCCGAAUUAUCAGAGUUACUCACACUGGCCUGUUCAGUUUCUCACUGCCUGCUGCUAGUUGGCGAUUUCAAUAUCCAUGUAAACUCUCAUUACUGUAAAUAUACUGAGGACUUUACUGCAAUUCCUGACCGCUUCCAUGUUGCGCAGCAUGUAAAUUUUCCCACCCAUGACAAAGGUCACACCCUCCACUUAGUCUGUUCUUCCUCCUUGUCUCUUAUUAAUCCACAUCCUCUGCUGUCCCUGCUCUCUGACCACAAGCUGAUUCUGUUCACUGCUCCUCUGGCUGAGCCCCGUCAAUCCACUCAAAAGGGUAUUUCCUUCUGUAAAACUCAGUCUGUCGUUCCUCUCCGUCUUAUCCAGUCCAUUUCUUCUGCCUUUCCUGUUGACUCUGCUCCUUCUUCUCCUGAAGCUCAUGCUAUGUUGUUAAAUGAGGCUCUCUCUGAGUCUCUAAAUGCACUAGCUCCUCUUUGUCCACUCCUGCUCCAUGGUACACUGGUGAGCUCCGUAAUAUGAAGCAGGUUGGUCGCCGUCUGGAGCGACUUUAUAAGAAGUCGAAGCUCACUGUUCAUGGUGAGGCUUAUAAACAACACAUAUCUACCUACAGAGAUGCCUUGCGUACUACUAAGUCAACUUAUCUUUCUAGCCUCAUUAAGAAUCAACACAGCACAACCUCCCGUCAUCUCUUCUCUACAGUCACCAAGCUUUUUAAACCCCCUGAUGCCAUUGUAGCUGCUUCUUCUGAACUUUGCAACACAUUCUUACAUUUCUUUGAAUCUAAAAUUGCAAACAUUAAUAGCUCCCUGGCAACCUCUACUGCUGAUAUCCCUUUUUGAUCUUCUCCUUCUACUCUUCCUCCUGGCUAUAAACCAUUCUCUUCCUCUCUUUCUGCCUUUAACAUUGUCAACUCUUCCUUCAUUGCUAACAUCAUAACUACUACCAAGAACACAACCUGCUCUCUUGAUCCUACAACCUUAACUAAAGCUAGUCUACCUAUCCUGGUCCCUCACCUCACCAUCCUUAUUAAUCAGUCAUUGCUCCUAGGCCAGGUUCCUUCAAUCUAUAAGAUUGCCGCAGUAACACCCAUCCUUAAAAAACAGGCCUUGACUCAUCUGACCUAAAUAAUUACCGUCCUAUCUCUAACCUUCCCUUUCUGUCCAAAGUUCUUGAACGAACUGUUGCCAGUCAGCUGCUAGUACCUAACAUCUAAUAAUCUCUUUGAACCUUUCCAGUCUGUUUUCCAUCCAUUCCACAGCACUGAAACAGCUCUAAUUAAGGUCACUAAUGAUCUCCUUGUGUCUGCAGAUGCUGGUGCUUUAAACAUCUUGUUACUGCUUGACCUAAGUGCAGCCUUUGACACAGUGAGUCAUUCCAUUCGCCUGUCAAGGCUGCAUGAACUGGGCAUUGAUGGUUCUGCCCUGGACUGGUUUACAUCCUACCUGACCAAUAGGCAGCAGUUUAUCACCCUCUCUGGUCUCUUACUUCCUCUACCUCUGCCGUCUCUCAAGGGGUCUCACAAGGAUCCGUCCUUGGACCUCUCCUUUUCAUUGUAUAUAUCCUUCCCCUUGGUCACAUACUACGUCAAUGCAAUCUUGAUUUUGCAGACGACACCCAGAUUUACCUCAACACCAAAUCAUUUCAUAAUCCACCCCUCUCUCACUUAGAAACCUGCUUAUCUGAAAUCAAGAGCUGGAUGAAACAUAACUUUAUGUUAAAUAGUGGCAAAACAGAACUCAUUCUCAUUGGAUCCAAAUCCACCCUCACGAAAACUCCACCUCUCAUACUUUACAUCGAUGAUGUAGUUAUCUCUCCUCCCCCACUGAUCCGAAAUAUGGGGGUCAUCCUUGAUUCAACGCUCUCGUUCACUGCUCUUAUUAACUCCAUUGUCAAAAUUUCAUUUUUCCAUCUGCGCAAUAUUGCCAAAACCAGAUCAUCCCUCUCUCGGUCAGCUGCAGGAAUCCUUAUCCAUGCUUUCAUUUCCAGCCGUCUCGACUAUUGUAAGUCUCUUCUAGCGGGAAUCAGCUCUUCCUCCACUCACAAACUUCAAAUGGUUCAGAACUCUACCGCCCGUCUCCUCACCCACAUCACCACAUCACCCCUGUUCUCCAACGUCUCCCCUGGCUUCCUGUGAAAUAUCGCAUACAAAAGUCUUCUGCUCACCUUUAAAGCUCUUAAAAAUCUAACCCCUUCUUACCUGUCUGAUCUUCUUCACUAUAAACCCUCUCGCUCUCUCAGGACGUCUUCAGCUGGACUUACCGUCCCUCCAUCUAACCUCCAAGGCUUUGGUGACCGAGCCUUCUCCAGAUCUGCCCCUCGACUCUGGAACUCUCUUCCACUACUGGUCAGACAAUCCAGUUCACUCUCCGUAUUCAAGUCUAACCUGAAAUCUUAUCUCUUCGCACUCGCCUAUAACCUCCCUCAUGCCUUCAGAUUCUGACCCUGUCAAUACCCAGCAUUGCUGAUAUAACUGGUCUGCCCCUCCACACUCAUCACCUGCCCUCAGUCUGCUCUGCUCCUUCAUGUGACCCCCCAUACACUGCCUUGACUCUUUGUAUUAUUGUGCUCUUGCUGUCUGUGUUAAUUAUGUUAUCUAUGUACUUUGAAUUGUAAGCGUCUUUGGGUCCUUGAUAAAGCGCGAUAUAAAAAUAAAGAAUUAUUUUUAUUAUUAAAUCAAAGGUACCCUGACUUGACUGGCAUGUAGUAAUGCAACAAGACUCAAGCUCGGUGAUCUGUAUUCCAACAUGCUAACAGACAGAAUACAAAAAGCACCCUUAGCUCGUACAGCUCGCUUUCAAUGCUGAGAACAGCGAGUCUAGAACGUUGUGCUUCUCAAGUAGUUUAAAUAUUAAGUGCUGUAGCCACGUCUGUCACUCUAGACGGAAUUGAGGAAUGCCUCACAAGCAAAAGCUCAGUCAGGCCCUUAAUAUAUAUAUAUAUUUUACUACUUUGCCAUUAUUAAUUGUAUAUAUUGAUACCACAGCAUCGCCUACCACGGUUGAUUUCAUGCACUGUAUAUCGCUGCUGUCGGAACAAAACCUCGUAUCUCCAUUUUCAUCAUUUUUCAGUUUUUAUCAUAAUUUCAAAACGGCUGUUGCCCUUUAUGUUGUGUGUCAUUUUCAUGAGGAAUGGACCAAAA
Pygocentrus nattereri (red-bellied piranha) is the source of this 6319-nucleotide messenger RNA. RefSeq names its product cytochrome P450 3A56-like. Gene Ontology annotation, molecular function: iron ion binding; heme binding; steroid hydroxylase activity. The record is from RefSeq and is a predicted model, not a curated record. The transcript has 14 exons. NCBI's taxonomy places the organism in Eukaryota, Metazoa, Chordata, Actinopteri, Characiformes, Serrasalmidae. The coding region runs from base 118 to 1656 and encodes 512 amino acids.